AUGGACUCCGAUUCCACUUUUACCGACUCACAAUCCAUUGCUGACCACUCCGGAACCCCCCCUGGUGGCAUCCAGCCUGUUCAGGAAGAAUCCGUGGUGACUUCGGCUCCCACUACUCCCCAACCCCACGUCAACCCAGAGCGGGAUGAAGAACCCACCGCCCCGGAACUUCCCCAGCCUUCCCAUGCUGAGCAUGCUGAGGAGGGAGAUUGGAUAGAGAUGCCUGAAGAAUUUAACGCUGAACUCGCCGCCCUCCUCGGAAGCCUUCAAGGCCCCAUUGAGCUUGAAAUAGAUGAAGACGGUGGCGCCAGAUUGCGCGACACAGAGGCCAAUCCUACUGCUGCCGAAGACGCCCUAGCACCUGUCCGUCAUCUUCAGGCAAUUCCAGAACUCCAGGACCCUCAACCUCGAGUUCCUGCUGAGAACGCCUGGCUACAAUCCUGGAGACAAAUGAUGCAUGCUGUACCUCCUGAACAGCGGAUUGCCAUCCAAGAUUUGGCCGUUGCGAGUAACGCAGUUUGGCGGGAGCUUGUUAACAACCCCACUCAGGGAACCGCUGAUGAUGAUUUUCAGUCCCAAGGUUUCAUGAAUAGCGUUGCUGCUCUCCAAGGCGCCAUGACCAACUUAACCCAAGAAGCUAUUGACACAAUUCAUCGAGUUUCUGCCGCGUCAACUCAGCUACACAACCCUGAUCAACUUGACGCGCUGAGACAAAACGUUUUCCCCCUACUUGAUAGCCUACUGAACACAAACCUGAUUUCAUUUGGCUCGGAUGUUCCACAGAACGACUCUACGAAGUGCACAGUCUGCCUAGAAGACUAUGCAGCAAGUGAUGAAAUUGUGGUACUACCAUGCCACCCAACGCACCAUUUUCACCGGACCUGCAUUCACGACUGGCUACAAACUUUGGUUCCUGGACCUCCCACCUGUCCCAACUGCAGGGCCUUAAUCUUCCAAAACCAAUCCAACCCUCACCCUCACUGCACUUCCUGA
Puccinia graminis f. sp. tritici CRL 75-36-700-3 is the source of this 993-nucleotide messenger RNA. RefSeq lists its product as uncharacterized. The record is from RefSeq and is a predicted model, not a curated record. NCBI's taxonomy places the organism in Eukaryota, Fungi, Basidiomycota, Pucciniomycetes, Pucciniales, Pucciniaceae. The transcript has 3 exons. The coding region runs from base 1 to 993 and encodes 330 amino acids.